Messenger RNA from Symbiodinium sp. CCMP2592, 5679 nucleotides. The record is from the annotation of a GenBank genome assembly. Lineage: Eukaryota; Dinophyceae; Suessiales; Symbiodiniaceae.
AUGAACAACAUCUUGAUGAGGUUGUUUCCACAGCUUCCCAGGCAUCAGCAGGUGGCAGUUGCCGUGCCGCUCGGCUUGUCGAGCGGGCCAGCCCCUCCGCCCAAGGAUCCUGGCCAAAGUUCCAUAUCACAUGUCGGGCCCAAAGCAAAGUCUCUUGGGAAGUCCUGGAAAGCCAAGAUGUCUGACAACAGGCUUGCCGCGCUUGUAAAGUGGGAAAGGAUUGUGGAAGCUCACUCCGAGCACUUUGGCUUUGUUGCGGAAGCCCGCCGUGAGCCUGAGCUGGCCUCGUGCUCCUUGCAUGAUGUCUUGAGCGACAUUUUCUCGGUGAAAGCCAGCAGCACUUUGCAUACUCGUUCAGGCCCCCUGCUUCGAUUCCUUAAGUUCUGUCACGAUGAGGGGCAGGCACCAUUUCCUCUUCGUGAGAGCCUGAUUUACUUCUUCCUCAAGCAAUAUGGUUCUAAGCAGGCCCCUACGUUUGCUAGCAGCUUUCUGGGGUCUCUGGCGUUUUGCUACCAUUUGCUAGGCCUGAGGUGUCAAGAUGAGGUUUUCUCCAACAGGGUGACCGGGGCGGCCCGAGGCCUUUUCCUUGAAAAGAGAAAGCUUGUGCAGAAGCCACCGCUUCUGGCUGCAUUCGUUCUUGCCUUGGAAAAUAUUGUUCUCGGUCAGGGCGAUUUUAGCUGGGCGGACAGGUACGCUGCCGGAUGCUGCCUUUUUGCGAUCUAUGCCCGUGCCAGGUUUAGUGAUAUGCAGUCUUGUGGAAACAUCUUUGAGGAUAUUGCCUACAUUGACGGCGAGCCUCACGGAUUCUUGCAAGCCGAUGUCACCAGGACGAAAACUGCAUACACUUUGGAGAGAAAAACAAAGUUCUUAGCAAUGUGCGCUCCGAUCUGGGGCUUGGCUGAGAAGCCGUGGGCAAUCGCUUGGAGAGCUAUCGCUAAGGAUCACGGCCCUCCCUGCGGGGAGGACUUGCCUCUGUUGCCCUCUCCCGUGGAGGGUGGGGGAUGGCAGGAAUCUCCUGUCGGCGUUGAGGUUGGGGCCCGCUGGCUCCGCAGCCUCCUUCAUCGCAUGGGACUUGAGCCUGCUGCUGGGGUUAGGCUUUUAGGGACCCAUUCGAUGAAGGCUACGGUUUUAAGCUGGGCCGCAAAGUGGGGCAUGACCAAGGAAUUGCGUAUGAUCUUGGGGUACCACAGCUCCUCUAGAUCCGACAGUGAUGUGGUUUACGGCCGAGACAACGUAGCCCCCGCGCUGCGAGAGCUGGUUUCCAUGCUUCAGUCCAUUGCCCAAGGUACUUUCAGACCGGAUGCCACUCGAAGCGGCAUGUUCGUAUCGAUUCCAGUUCCUGCUGAGUCCGGUGAUGGAGAUGACAUAUCUCUCUCUUCUGAAGGCAGCGAAGACGAGGAGAACAAGGACCCCACCGUGGAGGACGAGGCCGUCGAUUCAGUUGUUGGCUUUUGGGAGCCCUCGGAAGGGGUCCGUGAGAAUCUUGAGAAGGCGCCAACUGGCGGAGGCGGCAACAUGGCUGCUUCUUACUCAGAUAGCCGUAGUGUUUUUGAUGCCAGGGUAGACGCAUGUGGGUUGCCGCGGGAAGAUGCUGCGAAGGUCAAGGCUGCUGUGGGUACACUUCGGCAACUUGCUUUCAUAUCCAGCUUUACUCCGGGUCAAGCGGAUGAGGCCCCACUUAUGGCUGCUCUGAAGUCGAUGCUGAGCCGGGAUGCUGAAUUGGCUGUUCAAGCUAGUUUCAGGGCAUUAUACCACGAGGCUUAUGCUAUCGUUACUUCGGAGAUGCGUCAAAAGAUCGAGAAGAGUGAAGAGCCCACGGCAAGGAGGCUCACCCAGCCCGAGCGUGCCGAGAGGCAUGAGAAGCAAGUCGCGAAGCUCGUGGGCGUGCUUAUCAAGGGCCCUUCGGAGCCCAGCGAGGCACUCGUCGAUAAGGCCGUGUCAGCUUAUGAGCAAAAUGAGCUGAGGUACAUUUCUUGGGAAUCUUGCACCUCCCGGGAACAAGAGGUUGCAUCGGAACGCAAGAAGGAUACUCGCUUUACGAUCGAUGAGCACUCUGGGAAGCUCAAAGUUGAGAACAAAGAUGCUGAGGACAAGGCCUCCACUGCGUCGGAGGUCCAUGUGCUUCAGGCUUUGCAGAGGCGAUCACUUGCCCUGGAUCAGGCCAAUCUUGUUGAGUACACCCUGAUGCAGCAAUGGUCGGACCGCCUGUUGCGAGCCAGGAUGGACGAUCCGCCGCCCCAGUACAGCCGUCCGUCCUGGAGCCAGCUUGUGGCUGCAGACAAGAAGCUCUUUAGUGAGUUGAGAGACCUGACGAGAGACGGAGUUCAGUCAUCAAGUGGAGGGGUACGCCCGCUCGACAAGCACCUCCCUGCUGUGAUGAUGUCGUACGAUGUGGUCUGCUUGCUCCAGCCCAUGCCUCAGUCGGCCAGUGGGCGGAGCUCCGAUGAUUCCGGCAAGGAGCGCCCCGCUCCCUACACUCCCAAGGGUCCUAGAAAGGGCGCUGGGAAAGGCAAAGAGGGCAAGGGAAAGGGAAAUGAUUCGGAUGCCCAAGCCAGCCAGAGCUCGGGACCGGAACACUUCCUCGGCGGAUCAUCUUUCGAAGCGGAUGCGCAUGGGUGCCUGAGCUUUUUCGACAGCCUCCCAAACGAGUCAGUUGGGACCAAAGCCCAAUCUCAUCGAGACCAGGAGGUGAAAGUUCUGACUUCGUUGAUUCGAGCCGUCGACCCAACGAUGCUGUUUUCCAGUUUGGUCGUUACCGAGGAUUCUCGUGUUGGUGUCCACAAAGAUGCUCAGAACGUCUGCAUCCAGAACUUGGUCAUCCCGAUGACUCGUUUUGGGGGAGGCGAACUGCUUCUAGAGGAUCCCACGGGAUCCUUGGUUCAGAGGGGUGAGAUUUCUUUCAGGGCUCGCGCCGUGUCCUUGGAUCAGGGCUCGGACCGCCUCGCAACAAAAGAUUCCCAGUUGCUUCGCAAGCUGGGGUUCGCAUUGCCGAAUCAGGGGCCUAUCCACGUGACCCCGCUGGACCUUUCUCGCCCCCUGUCUUGGCAAUACGUGAAGAGGCUUGUACAAGCUGGGGAUGUGUUCGUGGUACAUCUCUCUCCGCCGGCUCGCGGUUCGCUUGCCGAUGCAGUGGCUCCGCUCGUCGCUGACUUCUGCUGCUGGCUCCGUUCCGAAUUUCCUUCUGUGCACUUCUCCGUUGUGUGCCCCGCCUCCGCGGCACUUUGGAAACAGUCUGGCUUGCUGGAUCUUCAGCGGUCUUGCAUUCAGGUCUCCUUUGAUGCGGCCGGCUGUGGUCCCGGGCCACAUGAAAGCUUUCUCUUGAUGUCUUCAUUGCCCGAACUUCGGGUUUUUGAAACUCCGGCCGAUGCCUCGAAGAUCCCCUCCGGGAGUCAGGUUCGCGCGGCUGCCGCCGCGCCAUCGUUCGUGCGCACGAACCACUUUUGUGAAAGGUUUGCAUCUGCCGUCGCCCUGGCCGCCGGUCAACUUGACACUGUGCCGACACAAGCCCUUGUUACCAAUGCUUCGGCCCGUACCGCCAAUCAGCUCCAGCCGCGUGUUUCAAAGGCCGUCGUGCUAGUCGAGGAAUACCACUAUCAAGUUACCGUGCCCGCACCUUCGAGUGCCCUGCCCUCUCUUUUUGCGGAGCGAGCUUUGAAUGUUGGCCAUCCUUGUGACAUGUGCAGGGCGCUACCCGAUCAAGCUAUGACCGUCCUGGGCCAUCUGCUCAUCGAGGGUCCUGUCAAGGUCCUCAGACGAAGGCUGGAUAUGAUAACCCAGUGGAAAGCUUGGGCAGCCGAACUAGAACCGGCCGAACUGCACAAAUCUUUAGCCCCUUCCGUUGCCGAAGUGGUCAAAGGAAAGCGCCUGCUCCUCCUUGAUCGCAUAGCCAAAUCCCUGCAAUGGCCUGACACCCGCUUGCAUCGGGAUAUGACCAGUGGUUUCAAGAUCGUGGGCGAGGAGAACCCGAGCGGAAUUUUCCCCCUUGAGCCUCGACCUGCGACCCUCACGCCUGAGGAGUUGCUGGCUCAGUCUCGGUCAACCAAGCCCUUGAUCUGGGAACAGAUCAACGACGCUCCACUGGAUGCGAACUCUCGUGAGCUUUUUGAAAUCACUGAGGCUGAAUACCGCGAGAAGGGAUGGCUUGAACAACCACGCACUUGGGAAGAACUUGAGCUUUUGUUCGGGGAUUGGCUCCCGGCCAAAAGGUUUGGUGUACGCCAACGCGACAAGUUGCGCCCCAUUGACGACUUAGCCGCCAACGGUGCAAACAGUGCAUUUGCCGCUUGUGACAAGCUCACCUUGCGUGCUUUCGAUGAGCUUGUUUGGUGUGCCACUUACAUCAUGCGAGUACUUGUGCAAAAAGGAGCCGUCCACCUUGUCCUCUCCUGUGGUCGGGUGAUCUCGGGACCUCUCCACGACUUCUGGAAAAUCAAGACCGAUCGUGCCCGCCCCUUGUUGAAAACUAUCGACUUGAAGGCGGCGUAUAAACAGCUACCGCUCCACCCGGAGCAUCGCAGGUUUUGUGUGGUCGCCUUGAAACACCCAGACAGCGGCCAAGUGCGGGGCUACGCAUCGAGAGUCCUGCCCUUCGGGGCCUCGGGGAGCGUGACAUGCUUUAACAGGGUUGCACGCUUGAUCCCACGGAUUCUUCAGGAAGCCUGGAUCUUAAACUGUAACUAUUUUGAUGAUUUUCCGGUGUUGGAGUUAUCCGCCCUGUCGGGGAGCGCCGACUCCACUGCCCAUUGCAUACUUGACCUACUCGGCUUCGAGUGCUCUACCGAGAAGGAAGAGCCGUUCAAGAGCAGUGCCGACGUCUUGGGAGUCACUGUAGACCUUUCUUGUGAAGACUUGUCCGAGGUGCGUGUGCGCAACCGGGAGGUAAAGUGCUGCGAGGUGGCGGCCUCCGUCGAUGAGGUUCUUGAGAGGGGCGCCAUUCGGUCUGCGGAAAUCGCUUCUCUCUUCGGGAGGAUUCAGUUUCUUGAAGGGCAGCUUCUGGGACGUAUGGGGCGACUGGCUUUGUCUGAGCUUCGCUCCCUUGGGACUUCCGGGGGUAUCCUCAAGCUCGGUGACUCAGAACGUCAUGCCUUCCAGAAUCUUCGUGAGCGUUUGCUUCAUGGACCGCCUCGGGCGAUCUCCGCUCGCCCACCUGGGGCUAAUGUUAUUGUGUUUACAGACGGCGCCUGCGAGCCGGAGGGUGAUAGCAUGCUGUGCUCCAUCGGUGGGGUGCUGUAUGUUGAGAGCUCCGGCAAGUGGGCCACUCGAUACUUUGGCUGCCGACUGCCCGAUUCGCUUGUCAAGACUUGGAGUGCUUCUGGGAAGAAACACUUGAUAGGGCCCGUUGAGUUGUACGCAGUGGCGACGGCAAGACUGUUGUGGCGAGAGCAUCUCGAUUUCGCCAAAGGCAUUUUCUUCAUCGACCACGCCGGUGUGCACGCCGCGUGUGUCAAUGGAUCGUCACACGAUCGCCUCUGGCGGCUCAUCCUUUUGAAGCUUGAGGAAGCGGAUGCCAAACCUAUGAUCGCCUGGUAUGCCCGCGUUCCUAGCCAAAGCAAUCCUGCAGACCCUCCGUCUAGGGGGUCCAGCCUUUUCCCAGUGUGGGGCACAUGCUCGAGGGAUCAUCCGAAGUGCUGCAUAUCCGGCGAGCUCUUGAGUUCGUUUGGUGAGACGGGAGAUUGUUGA